AUGGCAACUGCCGCUGGUGUUGAUGACAACGAAUGGCAAAAAUUGCCAUGUGAAGAGAAAGUACAACACAAAGCAUGGAAAGCUCGUAUGAUUGGAUAUGAAGAAUGUGCAAAAUUAUUUCGUACACAAGAUUCAGAUAAAAGUCCUGAAUUUAGUAAAUAUCUUGGACUUGUUAAAAAGUUUGUUGUUGAUCCAAAUGAAAAUGCUCGUGAAAAAGCACUUGAUGCAAUAUUUGCUUUUGUCGAAGAAGCACAAGUAGCCGGAAAAACUGUAGGCGAAGUAGCAUCUGGUUUGAUUAGUAAAUGUUUAAAUGGACGUGCUAAAAUGAAAGAACGAGCAUUUGAUAUUCUUUUAAUGUAUAUUGAAAUUGAAAAACAAGCAGAUAUUGAAGAAGAACUUAUCAAAGGUUUUGAAAAUAAACAACCAAAAAUUGUUCAAGCUUGUCUUGAAUUACUUCGACGUGGAUUAUCAGAAUUUGGUUCAAAAGUUCUUCCAAUAAAACCUUUUCUUAAACAAGUUAUUCCAUUACUUGAAGAUCGUGAUAAAACUGUUCGUGAUGAGGCUAAAUUAUUACUUGUUGAAGUUUAUAAAUGGAUUGGUAAACAAACUAUUAUGCCAAUGAUACAAAAUGUUAAACCUAUUCAAAUGCAAGAAUUACAAACUGAAUUUGAUAAAUUAGAUUUGAAUGGUGCUGAUAAACCACGACAAACACGUUUUCUUCGUUCACAACAAAAUGUUAAACAAAAACAAGGACAAGCAGCUGCAAGCGGUGGUGGUGGUGCUGCUGCAAUAGUUGUUGGUGAUGAAGCGGAAGCCGAAGUACAAGAAGAAGCUGAUCCACUUGAAAUGUUAGAAGCUGCUAAUGUUCUUGAUCGUUUGCCAAAAGAAUUCUUUGAAAAAAUUGAAUCAAAACAAUGGAAAGAUCGAAAAGAAGUUCUUGAUGAGUUAUUAACUUUAUUAACACAAAAUCCAAAAUUAGCACCUGAAGCUGAUUAUUUCGAACUUAUUAAAGCACUUUCAAAGAUUAUUUCAAAAGAUAGUAAUAUACCUGUUGUUCUUGUUACAGCUAAAUGUAUGACAGCAUUAGCUAAAGGUUUAAGAAAAGCCUUCAAAAAUUAUACUAUCAAUGUACUUGAAGUAUGUUUUGAUCGUUUUCGUGAAAAAAAACCAAAUGUUAUCGAAGCAUUACGUGAAACAUGUGAAGCUUCAUAUCCUGGAACAAAUCUUGAACAAAUGUCCGAAAUAGCUGUUGCUGCAUUAGCACAUAAAACACCUAUUGUUCGACAAUGUACACAACAAUUUCUUACAAAAUGUUUUGCUAUGGCAACACAAACAACAUUACCUAAGAAAGUUCUUAAAAUUUAUUUACCAGCAUUAAUUAAAAAUACAGGUGAAGCAGAUGCAGGUGUACGUGAUAGUGCAUUUGAAAGUCUUGGUAUGUUAUGGAAAUGUCUUGGUGAAAAACAUAUUCUUCCACAUGUAACUGACUUAGAUGAACUUAAAUUAACAAAAAUAAAAGAAUAUGCUGAAAAAUCGAUUUUAUUAAAUGCACGUGGGGAACCUCGUCCACCACCGUCAGCUGCUCCACCACCAACAACAACAAUGGUCAAAACGGUUAAAGGUGGUGGUGCUGUUGUUGUUAAACCAGAAGUUGUUGUGCCUGAAAAGGAUGAUGAUGAAGAAGAAGCACCUACUCCAUCGCCUCCAACUAAAGCAAGUACAGCUACUACUAAAAAGAAAACUGCGGCUGGUGCCAAAGCCGGAGCUGCUGCUGAAACAGCAGAUGACAAGAAAAAAGAUUCUAAAGCAAAGACAACUGUACCUCCAUCUGGUAAAACUCCUCCAAAUAAUACUGCUGGUAAUGCUGCUUCAACAACAGUCAAAGGUGGUCGACCGGGAGUUGCUCCUGGCAAAGGUCGACCAGCAACGGCUCCAUCACCACCGAAACAACACAUAGAAACUGAAUUAGAAUCAACAACAGCAGGACAACACGAAGAUCAUCAACGUCCUGCUACUGCACAUCGUAUUCAAUCAAAAAUCGAGAAAAAACAAGGCCAAUUUCAAUUAGCACUUGAUGAUGAUCAUAUGGACGCUCUACGUUUGCCUGAUCUCCUAUCAAGUGAAUUACCAAAUGAUUAUGAUCUUCCAGAUUUACCACCACGAACUGUACCAACAACAUCCAUACCAGUUUCAUAUUUAGCUUCAUCAUCUGAUUGUCGUCAAUCAAUUGAUCUUGUUAUUGCACUUAUAGCUGAUCAUGAGGUUGCAAAUAGUUUAUCAUCAUUAGCACAAAUUGAUGAAGUUCUUAAUGAUGCUAAUAAAUGUAUAUAUCUUGAACAACAUGUUGAUAAACUCUUACGUAUGCUUUCAAUGAAAUUACGUAUUGCACAACAAAAUCAUUUAUAUGAUUCAUCAUUACCUAGUGAUAGUGUUGAACGUUUAUUUCGUGGUAUAUUAUCUGUUUUACUUGAUCUUUUUUCACGUUCACAUCUUGCUAAAUUAGCAACACGUGAUACAUUAAAAGAAUUACUUAAUGUUCUAUUGCCAUUUGUUGUUGUAACAAUAACACCAACAACAAAUCAUAGUCAUAAUUUAGCAUCAAGAAUUGAUGCAGCAUCAAAUGAAGAUUUUGUUCGUAUUGUUAAUGUUAUUGUCUUGAAAAUUUUACAAAAUGCACAUAUGACUUAUGUUUUAACAGCAUUAAUUCGUCUUCUAACAGAAUGUUGUUUACCAAGUGAUUUUUCUAUUAAUGAUCCAUUUGUUAAACUUGUACUUAAGUGUCAUUAUCGUUUGGUUCGUAUGUUUCCAUUAUCACUUAAAAAUAAUCCAUCAGAAAUCGAUUCAACACAAAUCUUAAUUGAAAUAUCUUCCUUUCUUAAACAACUUCCAUCACGUCGUUGGCAAUUAUCACCAAAUAAUGAUUUUCCACUUCGUAUAAUAAAAACUUAUCUUCAACAAUUAGUUGAUGAACGUCAACGUUCAAUUCUGGAUGAUUUAUCACGUAUACCCAAUGAUCAGCAACCAAUAUCAGAUGAAAUGCGUCAUUAUAUACAUCGUAAAUUAAAAGCAAUAACUGUAUCAUCAACAAAUAGUGAACAAGUAACUCAACAACAUCAAGUUAUGUUAAAAACAAUUUUUCAAAAAUUUGCUCGUCGUGAACAAGUUAAAGUUGGUCUAGAAGAAUUAUAUGAUUUUAAAUUACGUUUUCCAAAUGUUGAUAUUAAUCCAUUUUUGGCAACAACAGCUGAUGCUUUUCAAAAAUUUAUUCAUGAAGGCUUAGCACGUGUACAUGCUCAACGUACAGCAGCAGCUGCUGCUACUGCUACACCACCAACAACAACAAAUUUAUCAUCACCAUCGUCAACUGUUCUUCGAGAUAAAACACAAACAAUAACAUCUGUUCCAGCACAAUCGUCACCAAAUUCAUUUUAUUCACAAUAUGCACAAAUUCAUGAAGAAAAAUUACGUCAAUUAAAAGAACAAUUUGUUUGGAUUGAUACAUUACCAACAGCAACAAAUAUUGAACAACAAAAAUCUAUAUCUGAUGAUGAUUUUGUGACAAUUUAUAAUAAACGUAUGGCAGCUAUAAAAGAAAAAUUUCGUGACCAACUUGGUAAUACAUUUGCAUCAUCAUCGACACCAAUUGAUCCUCAAGUUUAUGCACAACAUCUUUCUCAAAUGCGACAACAGUGUGGUCUUGCUGCAACACCAAUUACAACAGGACAGGAUCCAUUUGAUGCUGAGGUCGAAUCUCGUUUCAAUAAUGGUGGUACAGCCGCUACUAGUACGACUGACAUAAACACUCGAUUAACAGUUGGACGAUCAAAUAAAAUAUCUGAGCCUCAAAUAGAACCAUCUCCAUCAUUGUCAGCUCCUAUGGAUUCAUCGACACAACGUACACGUGAACUACUUCGUCAACGACUUGAACGUGUUAAACAAGGCAUCAUUGAGUGA
This is a messenger RNA of Rotaria sp. Silwood2, 3954 nucleotides long. NCBI's taxonomy places the organism in Eukaryota, Metazoa, Rotifera, Eurotatoria, Philodinida, Philodinidae. The record is from the annotation of a GenBank genome assembly.